Molecule: messenger RNA, 6006 nt
Organism: Sphaeramia orbicularis (orbiculate cardinalfish)
Lineage: Eukaryota; Metazoa; Chordata; Actinopteri; Kurtiformes; Apogonidae
Gene: dlb
Product: deltaB
Exons: 7
Coding region: 3226-5115 (629 amino acids)
Biological process (GO): cell communication; multicellular organism development; Notch signaling pathway
Cellular component (GO): membrane
Molecular function (GO): calcium ion binding
Source: RefSeq, a predicted model, not a curated record
AUUUGCUGGGAUCUACAACCCAGUCCACCAAAUAAACAAAAACAAAAAAAACUAACAAAUCAUAUUGUAACUAUAGAACAAAGCCAAAAACAAAUGAUUUUGAUGUAUUUUUUGUCUGUUUUGUGUUUUCUGCAUUAUGUCAUUCAUGUAGUGUCUUCAGCAUGUCCCCCUGAAUUCCUCAGCCCCCCCCACUCACUGUCCAACUCUCAACAACUGGCUCCAAAGGUUCAGAGCUAAACAGUAACUACAACUAUAACACCUCUUACAUCUCCUGCUUUUCAAUCCUCUGUUUUUCUCUUCCUUCCUUCAUUCGUUUGUUGUUGUUGUUCAUGGGAGCGUGCCAGGAUAUACAGGGGGCCACUUCAGGCACGCGUCCCUUUAUCUCAUUUUAAUAUAAAUGGACCCAACCCCCCACGCAAUCCACCAGCAAAAACACACAGACACACAACUCAUCAUCAUUAUUAUCAUCACCUACAGAUAUUUAUUUUCUUUACGCUUUGUUUGAUUAUCCAAAGUUUUAAUUAUUCACAUCAUGCGUUUUCUUAAUGGUGAUUAAUGAUGAGUGAAAUCGUGCGUAAAUGUGCGUAAAGUGGAUGAAACUCUGGAAUAAAAAGUACAAAUAUUAAAUAAAACAUAAAUCUGCGCUCAGGUUUCAAUUAAAUGAUUAUAUUUGAUGCGUUUACUGAUCCAAAGACAUGGUUGCCAACAGUUUAGGUGUGUUUACUGAUCUUAAUCCCUGCCAGUGACAGGUGCUGGGACCUUCAGAGUCCUUCAAUCAAUGAGCACUAAAGGGGUUAACGAUGUGUGUGUGCGUGGUGGGGGCGGACGCUCUGGGGAGACAAUAGCCGGGUUUGGAGCCCCGCACGGCCGACCAUGUGCCGUUGAUUACCAUACAGCUGUUCGCAUGAGGUCCAAACAAAGGCAACAUGAUAGUCCAAACUCCAAGAGCCCCCUUUUUCCACCCCCACCCCUCCCUUUCUCCUCCACACACACUCCACCCUUGCGCGACUCCAGACCACAACAGAAGAGUCUGAAUAGCUGCUAGGACGCACAAAGAAAGGUCUUAGCAACGACCUGCCCACUCUUAUUCACCUCACACGCGUCGGGGGCAAUUAUAACUUUGGGUAUAAAGAAAGAAAAGCUAUUUUCUAUUCUCCCCCGCUUCCUGAGCCUUUGUGUAGAGUGUUGGCCUCCAGGAAAGUGGCAAAAACACGUUUUACAGGCAGGGAAACUUCGUUGAAGUAGUUGCAGAAGUGAUGCGUAAAGUCUUCCUGCCUUGGCAUCCUAAUUGAUGCACAGGAAUUAUUUUUUAGACUGGUGGAGAAUUCAUGAGUCAAGUCCUGUACUUGAACUAAAUACUAAAACCAUACUGUGAAAAUACUCAACAAGUAAAAGUUAUACUCUAAAAACUUAAGUAAAAGUGUUCCAAGUGUUCACAAUGCAAAAAAAAAAAAAAAAAGUCUAUGUCAGUGUUUUACUAUAAGAUUUUACUGCUGUGUCUUCAACUACUUUCUGUACUGUUCAUUAGUGAGAUCCAUCAUUUCCAUUGUAGUUUUUCCCGUUAUUCUCUCGCUAUCCAGCCCCAAAAUGUUUGAUUUUACGAAAAUAUUACAUAAAAAAACAAAAAAACACUUUAAAGUGAUGCGUAAAGUCUUCCUGCCUUGGCAUCCUAAUUGGUGCACAGGAAUUAUUAUCUUUUAGACUGGUGGAGAAUUCAUGAGUCAAGUCCUAUUGUUGAACUAAAUCCAAUAACCACACUGUGAAAAUACUCAACAAGUAAAAGUUGUACUCUAAAAACUCAAGUAAAAGUGUUCCAAGUGUUCACAAUGCAAAAAAAAAGGUCUAUGUCAGUGUUUUACUAUAAGAUUUUACUGCUGUGUCUUCAAAUACUUUCUGUACUGUUGAAAAGUGAGCUCCAUCAUUUCCAUUGUAGUUUAUUCCCGUUAUUCUAACGCAAUCCAGCCCCAAAAUGUUUGAUUUUACAAAAUUAUUAUAUUAAAAAAAAAAAAAAAAAAAAAAACACUUUAAAGUGAUGCGUAAAGUCCUCCUGCUUUGGCAUCCUAAUUAUUUAGGAAUCCUAGGAAUUAUUUUAUAGACUGGUGGAGAAUUCACGAGUCAAGUCCUAUACUUGAACUAAAUACUAAAACCACACUGGGAAAAUACUCAAGUAAAAGUUGUACUCUAAAAACUCAAGUAAAAGUGUUCCAAGUGUUCACAAUGCAAAAAAAAAGGUCUGUGUCAGUGUUUUACUAUAAGAUUUUACUGCUGUGUCUUCAAAUACUUUCUGUAUUGUUGAGUAGUGAGAACCAUCAUUUCCAUUGGAGUUUAUUCCCGUUAUUCGCUCGCAAUCCAGCCCCAAAAUGUUUGAUUAUACAAAAAUGUUACAUAAAAAAAACAACAACUUUAAAGUGAUGCGUAAAGUCUUCCUGCGUUGGCAUCCUAAUUGGUGCACAGGAAUUAUUAUUUUUUAGACUGGUGGAGAAUUCAUGAGUCAAGUCCUAUUGUUGAACUAAGUACAAUAACCACACUGUGAAAAUACUCAACAAGUAAAAGUUGUACUCUAAAAACUCAAGUAAAAGUGUUCCAAGUGUUCACAAUGCAAAAAAAAAGGUCUAUGUCAGUGUUUUACUAUAAGAUUUUAGUGCUGUGUCUUCAACUACUUUCUGUCCAUCCAUUGUAGUUUAUUCCCGUUAUUCUCUCGCAAUCCAGCCCCAAAAUGUUUGAUAAUACAAAAACAUUACAUAAAAAAUUACUUUAUCGUCAUACAGUGUCUUACAUGUCAUCACACGCUCCACUGUUUACUCUUCUCUGGUUCAUUAACAUUCAUGCAGAAACCCCAAACAGCUUCUAAUGCAUAUUCGCAUUAAGGGUUUUGUCCAGAUGUAGUGUGGGUUGUCUAACUCCCCAGGCAGGUCCGCAGCUCCCCUGAGGUCCGCGUGGGCUCCACCUCUUUGGCCGUGACGCACUACAUCAGGGGUAUAAAAGCAGUCUGCAUCUUUACGCACCAGAACCAAAACAAGUGAAGUACCGGCGAGGGAGGAGAAGAGGAAUAUACCUCAAUAAGAAGAAAAGAGAAGAAGAGGAUACGGAUACCAGGAGGAUUUUACAGUGAUGAAACUUUUUUGACGGUUUUCUUUUACUUUUAUCACGUGCACCUUUGGGAACACUAUCGGGCACAACGAAUGCGGACAUAAACUUAGAUCUGAAAACAAACUCUGAGAAGAAAUGGCACAUCUACACAUAAGAUACCUCUUGGCUCUGGCCUUAGUGAACGUUGUUUUAUCCUCUGGAGUGUUUGAGCUCAAAAUUCAUUCAUUCCACACGGCGCACCGCAUCUGCAGAAGACACAGAGACUGCCAUAUAUUUUUCAGAAUCUGCCUGAAACACCCAGAGGAUGUGAUCUCAGCAGAGCCACCUUGCACCUUCGGUACCGGACAGACCAAUGUCAUCAGAGCCGAUCACACCUCAAUCUCCAGCAGCGCUCCCAUUCGGGUGCCCUUCCACUUCAAGUGGCCGGGAACAUUUUCAUUGAUCAUUGAAGCUUGGAACGCUGAAUCUCAGACUGAAUACACAGACAACCAGAACAACCUUGUGAGCCGCCUGGCCACCAGAAGGAGACUGGCCAUCGGUGAAGACUGGUCCCAGGACGUGCACUUUGGGGAGCAGAGCGAACUGCGUUAUUCUUACCACGUCUUCUGCGACGAGUAUUACUUUGGAGACGGCUGCGCAGACUACUGCAGGCCGAGAGACGACACUCUGGGACACUACACCUGCGACGAGGAGGGCAACCGCAUCUGCCUGGAAGGAUGGAAGGGAAACUACUGCUCUGAGCCCAUCUGCUCAGCGGACUGCAGUGAGAGGCAUGGCUACUGCGAGGCCCCUGGGGGAUGUACGUGUCGUAUGGGCUGGCAGGGCCCCUCAUGCAAUGAAUGCGUGCGCUACCCAGGAUGCCUUCAUGGGACCUGCAGCCAGCCGUGGCAGUGUAACUGUCAGGAGGGUUGGGGUGGUCUCUUCUGCGACCAGGAUCUCAACUACUGCACCAACCACAAACCCUGCGCCAAUGGGGCCACUUGCACCAACACCGGCCAGGGCAGCUACACCUGUACCUGCAGGCCCGGCUUUGGAGGAACCAACUGUGAGCUGGAAACCAACGAGUGUGACAGCAACCCCUGCAAGAAUGGAGGCAGCUGCAAUGAUUUGGAGAACGACUACUCCUGUACCUGCCCUCAAGGAUUCUACGGUAAAAACUGUGAGAUCAUCGCCAUGACAUGCGCAGAUGGUCCCUGCUUCAACGGUGGCACCUGCGUGGAGACGAUGACCGGAGGAUACACGUGCCGCUGCCCCCCCAGCUACACCGGCUCCAACUGCGAGAAGAAACUGGACCGAUGCAGCAACAGGCCCUGUCUGAACGGUGGAGAGUGUCUGGAUCUGGGCCAGAGCGUCCUGUGCCGCUGUCAGCCUGGUUUCACCGGUGCCAACUGCCAGGUCAACAUCGACGACUGUGCAUCAGGUCCGUGUGAGAAUGCCGGGACCUGCCAGGACGGCGUGAACGACUACACCUGCUCCUGCACCCUGGGAUACACCGGCAAGAACUGCUCUGUGCGCUCCGACGCCUGCGGGGCCCGGCCGUGCCAGAACGGCGGUACGUGCUUCACCCACUUCACCGGCCCCGUGUGCCAGUGCCCCAAAGGCUUCAUGGGGCCCAGCUGUGAGUUCACACUGCAGCCCAGCUUUAAGCCGGCUUUGCGUCAAACCUCCCAGCCCACAUCCGCCACCCUGACGGUCUCGUGCGUCCUGGCCAUCCUGGUUCUGGUUCUGGUCGGAGGUAUCAUCUUCCUGAGGAGGAGGAGGAGGAUGCAAGGACGGAAGCAGCUGAGUGAUGUUGCGGUUUAUAACGAUCUGGAGGCAGUGAAUAACCUCGGAGGAAGUGAAAGAGAUUCUUUCCUGGGGCCUAAUGGUCUGUUCAAGAUCAGCAACAGCACCGCCCGUCUCAGCCUGUCCCUCUGCCCGGAUGGAAGACCCGGAUUCAGACACAACCCAGUGGAGAACAGCCGGACCCGGGACUUUAUGUGGAGGGACGAGGUGGGUCUGGGAUCUGCAGCAGGACUGAGAUAAAACUGGGAAAACAGGGACGUCCACAUUCAAGGAAAAUAUUAUUGUUAUUAUUAUUAUUAUUAGCACUUGCUGUUGCUCCUUUGUCUUCAUCAUGUAGUGUGAAGAAAAGGAACCAAUUCAUGAGCUGAAAACCACUCUGCUCAUGCAGAAGAUAGUAUACCAAUAAAAGUGUAAGUAAAGUAUCGAAAAGAACUAUGUUUUACAAAGAAUAUUGAAAUGUUUUAUGGGGCAAAGCUCUUCCAUGUGUAAAGACCCAAAGAGACAAAUAAUAAAAAAACGCUUUUCAUAGGACCUACAACACAAACCAAAUUCAUGAAGUCAAGAAAAGAAAAAACACUGAUCCCCUUUGGAAAACCUGCCCGAGAAAUAUGUUUUAUUGGGUUAUUAUCUUUAUUAAGUUCACUUUGUUUUGUGUUUUUUUUUUUCCUUUUUUUUUGUUUUUUUGUUUUUUUACACAGAAUUUUUUGUUUUGCUUUUCAAUCUUCCUUUGGUCAUUAUUUCCUUAUUGUGCGGUACCAUCAUUUUUAUUCUUUAUAUUAUUUAUUUAUUUGAAAACUUAAGUUUAUGGCUUCACUAUGAUUGUCACAGAUGUAGAGAUAUAUUUAUAUGAUGCUGAAUGAAGACCAACAUUGUUGUCCUACUGGACUGUACAGGCUGUGUGAAAUAUCCCAAAGAUGUUCAAGGCAGGGAUAUAAACAAACGUGCUUUAUCACACUGCUCAGCCAUUACUGUAAUUAAUAUAUAUUUAUGAACUACUGAUCAUGUCGCUCUGUUUUUGUGCCAUUUUAUGUUCAUGCCAAAGUUUGUGUUAGUUUAUAUGUUUUUCAUUCAUAUUGGUUUUGUCAUGUUGUGGUUGUGAUGUGGAAUUAAAGAUUCACUUCGAUGUGAUUC